AUGGCACACAUCGGCAACGUGAUAAGGCAAGGUGCUAGAUCAUCCAAAGCAGAGUCAUCAUGGAUGGCAGUAGCACAUCGAGCAAGUCAUGUUCAUAAACAUGAAUACGUUCCACUUUCUCGACCACAUAAGUUUGCCUUGACGUUAGGCUCUCUGUUUGCAUCGCUCAUUAACCCUGCAAGAGGUGACAUGAUCGCCCUACUGAGUGAAUUGAGCGGAGAACCACUUUUACCAAAAUUACGCGAGAUGAUGCUCAGUUCGCCAGAGGGAAGAUCGUUGAUGAUGCAAAGGCCAGCCAUAAAUACGCAAUCAGUCGAAAUGAAAUACCUGGAGCAACUGCCAGAGAACACAUUCGGAAAACAAUAUUGGAAUUGGCUUAAAUGGUGUAAUGUAGGACCGGAUACACGUGCAAAAGUACGAUUCAUUCAAGAUUCCGAAUUGGCAUACGUUAUGCAAAGAUAUCGUGAAUGUCACGAUUUUUAUCAUUUAAUGUGUUCAAUGCCGGUCAAUCACUUAGGUGAAACAGUUGUAAAGAUAUUUGAAGCUGCUCAUAUGGGAUUACCUGUUGCUUUCCUCUCCUCAAUCGCUGGACCAUUGAGAUUAUCAAACGAAGAAAGAUCCUCGUUGAUGGGAACCGAUGGUUUAGCGGCAUGGGCAUGGAAGAUGGGAAAAAAGAGUAAACCAUUGAUUGGAGUUCGAUGGGAAGAACAUUGGGAAACGGAUAUGGAUCAAUUACGGGCUUCUUUGGGAUUCGAUGAACCGCCUCCGAUCCAAAACCACACUUGUUUCCAUCACUAG
This is a messenger RNA of Meira miltonrushii, 798 nucleotides long. Its product is annotated as coenzyme Q biosynthesis Coq4. Gene Ontology annotation, biological process: ubiquinone biosynthetic process. The record is from RefSeq and is a predicted model, not a curated record. Lineage: Eukaryota; Fungi; Basidiomycota; Exobasidiomycetes; Exobasidiales; Brachybasidiaceae. Gene Ontology annotation, cellular component: mitochondrial inner membrane; mitochondrion. The coding region runs from base 1 to 798 and encodes 265 amino acids. The transcript has 3 exons.